AUGGGUAUCUUAGUGAACGACACUACCUUCAGACUCUUCUUGAGUAACCUUGUCACGAUCUUCCCAGGACUCCUUUUUCUCUAUAUCAUCUUUGUAGGCAUCUACAACAUCACGUUUCAUCCUCUCGCAAAGUUCCCUGGUCCCAAACUGACAGCAUUCACUGGCUGGUAUGAGACCUACCACGAACUCUUUGGUGCACCUGGCAAGACUUUCGCCUACAAGAUUCAACAGAUGCAUGACGACUAUGGCCCUAUCGUACGCAUAAACCCUAACGAAAUUCACGUCAGUGACCACCACUUUUUCGACGUCCUGUUCGCCGGAGGGAGCGCUCGCCGUGACAAGUACCCGCCGAGUGCCAGUGUCCAGGGCGCUCCUGGUGGCAUCUUUGGGACCUUGAACCACGAUACUCAUCGAAUGCGCCGGUCUGCCAUCUCUGGCUUCUUCUCCAAGCAGUCUGUGGUUGUCCACGAAGGACUCAUCCACGAGAAGGGUGAACAACUCUGCGAAGUUUUCAAGAAUUACGCUAGAGAGGGCAAUCCCUUCAACAUUCGUGUCCCGCUGUUGGCUUACACCACCGACUUCUACUGCGCCCAUGCGCUUGGCGAGACAGGUGACAUGCACUUAUUAAAAGACCAGGCAAAGGCCCAGAAGUGGAGAGAAAGUAUCAUCGCUCUGCUUCACUUUACCCCUAUUGUCAGACAGUUCCCAUGGUUUCUAUCAUUCGCGUUUGGACUCCCAAUGUGGCUCAUCCGACGAGUAUCGUCAGAUUUAGCCUUAGUAACCCAGGUUUUGCUGGACAUGGAAGGUCAAGCAAAAGAGGCCAUCAAAGACUCGUCGACAUCCGUCGGUAUUAAAGAGGGCAAUGGCGGCCUCAUGCAAGCGAUUCUUAGUUCGAACUUGCCUCAGGGGGAGAAGGGCUUCAAGCGAAUGGCCCAAGAAGGCUUCACUGUCUUGACAGCCUCGGGAGAUACAAUCGACAGAACUCUGACCACUGCUGUGUAUCACUUACUCUCAAAUCCAAAUCACCUUGCCAAGUUAAAGGAAGAGCUGAGAGCCGCGAUGCCAGACUCCAAUAUGGAUGUGCCGCUGAGUAAGCUCGAAAGCUUGCCGUUGACCACCGCUGUCAUCAAAGAGUCACUUCGGAUCUCCGCGCUUAUUACUAUGAGAGUUGUGCUGCAAGCACCUGAGGAAUGUCUCACAUACCGAGAUUGGGUCAUCCCAACAAACACGCCAAUCGGCAUGACAUUCGCCGAUCUGAUGAUGGACUCGAAGGCCUUUCCAGACCCUAGAAUGUUUGAUCCCGAGAGAUGGCUCAAGUCUCACCCUCUUUACGCCCAGAACACGAAAUGCUUCUUCCCUUUCGGGCGCGGACACCGCAAUUGCAUUGGACUCAAUCUUGCUUGGGCAGAGAUGUACGUUGCACUUGCAAAAGUUCUGCGUCGAUUUGAUCUGGAGUUGCACGAUGUCAUCAGAGAAAGGGACAUUGAUCACUACCGUGACUGCUUCCUGGGCGAGCCUCGAGAUGAUACGAAAGGCGUUCGGGUCAGGAUUCUUCGUCUUUUGGACUAA
Messenger RNA from Colletotrichum scovillei, 1569 nucleotides. RefSeq names its product cytochrome P450. Bases 1 to 1569 code for a protein of 522 amino acids. The record is from RefSeq and is a predicted model, not a curated record. Gene Ontology annotation, molecular function: monooxygenase activity; oxidoreductase activity, acting on paired donors, with incorporation or reduction of molecular oxygen; heme binding. Lineage: Eukaryota; Fungi; Ascomycota; Sordariomycetes; Glomerellales; Glomerellaceae. The transcript is spliced from 5 exons.